GUUUACUAGAAUUGUAUUAUAUUGAUAUUGCCAUGAGCAUUUGAGAAUGUGGGGCUUGCAUCAAAUAUGAAAUGAAGCUCAUGAAAUCUGGUAAAAUUUUUAGUGGUCUUAGAACUUGUUUUAAACAAUGGAGCGAUAGAGUUACAAACACAAUGUCAAAACAUACGAUCACACAUUUUAUAGGUAGGUAGGUUUUAAAACAUGAUAACUGAUUCAGAAGAUCUCGAUAUAUUUGUUUAAUUAAAUAUUUACCUGCAUUGCUUUUUUUUUAAUCAUCAGACACUUUCUUUGUUUCUGUCAAUAAGUUUAGUUAUUUAAUCGAAAUGAUAAUAAACAGUCUUUAGAAACGGCUUAAAUAAUUAUUAUAUAUUUGUUUCAAAAAAAAAAAAAAAAAUUAAGUUAAAUAUGAAACGCCAUUUACUUGAUAAAAUCCUACUAAUGCAAUGUAUAGCUUUAGCUGUAAAUGCUGAAAGUUACUACUCCAUUAAUGCACCCGGUGUUAUAAAAUCAAAUCGUAAAUAUUCCGUUUUUGUUGCUCUCCAUGACGCCAGUGGACCAUGUUCUAUACGUAUUGCCAUCGAGGGACCCAGUUUGAAUGAGUUUAAAGAUGUAAAUUUAAAACCAUACGAAACGCAAUUAAUAGAUUUUUUACCCAAAAAACUUUUACAUGGAAUUUAUAAACUAAAAGCUGAAGGCUUAUCCGGUUUGAUUUUUAAAAACGAAAGUACUUUAAACGCUUAUCCAGAGUAUGGUCCAAAAAUUUACAUACAAACUGAUAAGGCCAUUUAUAAACCACAAGAUAUAGUUAAUUUUCGAGUUUUGAUUUUGGAUGAACAUACAAGACCGUUAAAUAUAAGCGAUCCCGUAAGCAUAGAAAUAUUGGAUGCGGAGAAAAAUCGCGUUAAACUAUUUAAUAACAUAACGCUUACACAUGGCGUUUUUACCGGAUAUUUCAAAUUGUCCAAAUAUCCCUUAUUAGGUCAAUGGGAUAUUAAAGCAGUUCUAGGUGGAAAAUACGAUUAUUCCCACUUUAAAAGCAUAACAAUUUUAGACUACGUUUUACCCAAAUUCAGUGUAUACCUUAAAACUCCAACGAAUGUUGUCCUAGAGGAUGGUUAUAUUAAAGUAGUGAUCUUUGGAAAAUAUACAUUUGACAAACAUGUAGAAGGUAAUGAUACAGUGGAAUUAUGGAAUGAUGACGUACUUCUACAAACCAAACAUAUUGAUAUAGAAAAUUUAAGUUUUGUCGAGUUCAAUAUUAAGAAUGAAACGAAUCUUAAUGAUACCAACACUCUAAAGGUCGAGGCAAAACUAACCGAUAAGCAGACGGGUAGAACUGAGGAAGAAAAGAAAAAUAUAAAUUUACAUAAUCAACGAUAUAAUAUUGAUAUACCAUAUGAGGAAAUAGAAUUUGAAAAUAAUAAACCUUAUCGCCUGAGUGUUUAUGUUAAACAUUGGUCGGGAGCAGCAGUUUUAGAUCACACUACGCCAGUUAUCAUGGAGCAUGGCAGUAAAAAGUAUGAAUCAUUUUUGGAUGAAAACGGUGUAGCAACAUUUGAAUUUGAACACGAUCCAAAUGCCAAUCAUUUGUUUAAAUUCAAAGAUUCCAAAGAAGAAUUAUACAACAUUUACACAAGUGAAAAUUUAAUGUUAAAUAACAGAGAAUACUAUUGUCGUCUUAAGCUGCUAGAUCAAAAACUUAAACUUGGAAAACCUGUUCAAAUUGAGGUCAGCUCUAUUGUCAACCUGCCUUAUUUGAUGUACACGAUAAUGGGUCAUGCAAGUCUCAUAAGAACGCAGCAUAUAAAAGUACCACCCAAUCAAAAGUCACAUAUCAUUACUAUUACACCCACAAUUGAAAUGAUACCCAGUUCCUUUAUUUAUGUGUAUUACGUUCACAAAGGUAAUUUACAUUAUGAAGAGAUGCUCUUGAGAUUUCCCCAUGAAUUCGAAAAUCAGAUUACACUGUCAGCACCUAAAAAAGUCAAGCCUGGUUCAGAGGUAACAAUUGCUAUAAAUGCACAACCCAAGUCGUAUGUCAGUAUAUUGGCAGUGGAUUUGGCUGUAUAUUUAUUGGAUAAUUCAUACGACUUAGAUAGGAACGACAUUCUGGAUGAGUUGAAUCAUGAAAUUUCAUAUACUCCCAUACCGGCUUUGGUAUAUCCCGGUUUAACGUCUGGACUGGUGACUUUAACAAAUGCUCAUUAUCCAUUUGAAAUGUUGACAGUCAGAGUGUCACCAGUAAUUCAAAAACCAUAUUCACUUCGUUUUCGUCAAAAAUUUCCAGAGACCUGGAUAUUUGAUAACUUUUUAAUCAACGAAACCGAUACCAAAUUAACACUUCAAAUACCGGAUGCCAUAACUACAUGGCGCAUAACGGCAUUUUCAAAUAAUGAUAUUUUAGGAUUUGGUAUAGUAAAUGGACCCACAGAUAUUACAACCAUACAAAACUUUUUCAUAUCGCUUAAUCUACCAAACUCAGUGAAACGUGGUGAAAUUGUCACGAUACCUGUAACAAUAUAUAAUUAUUCUAAUCAGACACUUGACACAGAAGUAAUGCUACACAACAAUGAUGGAGAGUUUGAUUUUAUGGAAUCAACAAUACAGGGUGUUGAGAAAUCAAAUGAUGAUCAACAACAAAUGAAAUUAAUUACAGUGCCGGAGGACAAAGCCAAGACAGUGAAAUUUAUUAUAUAUCCCAUAAAAACAGGAGAAAUAAGUCUUAAAGUUACAGCCUCAAGUUCCAUGAAUUCGGAUGCUGUUCUGCAGAAACUUAAAGUUGAACCAGAAGGUGUACCUAAACAAAUUAAUCAAGCUUCAUAUUUAAGUAUUCCGGCCGGGGAGAAAAUAUCAUCAUCUUUUAGUAUCAAAGAGCCCUUAGAUAGUGUACCCGAUUCCGAUUAUAUAACAUUUUCUGUGGGUGGUCAUUAUCUAGUGCCCACAGUGGAGAAUUUCAAUGAUCUAAUACAAAUGCCCACUGGCUGUGGUGAACAAAAUAUGGUCAAUUUUGCUCCUGAAAUCUUAAUUUUACAAUAUCUUAAAGCAAAUGACAAACUAACGAAAGAGAAGGGUUUAGUGGAAAGUUUACGUUCAUCAAUUGAAGUUGCUUACCAACAACAAUUGUCAUUUCGUCAUGAAAAUGGUGGUUACAGCGUCUUUGGCAUGGAAACCGAUGAAGAACCCAAUACUUGGUUAACCGCCUAUGUGGUGCGUUACUUUAUUAAAGCUUCGCAAUUUAUAUCGAUUGAAACAAAAGUAAUUGACUCAGCUUUGGAAUAUUUGUCCGGUCAACAAAAAUCCAAUGGAGAGUUUCCCUAUACAGGAUAUUUAUUAAAUCCAAAACAUAAAAAUGCAUAUGGACUUACUGCUUUUAUACUGUUGGCGUUUUUAGAAAAUGAAAAAUAUGCUACGCAAUAUGCAAAGAAUAUACAAAGUGGAGUAGAAUUCCUAACUUCAAACUUGAACAACACCCAGGAUAUUUAUGCCUUAUCAUUGAUAGCAACUGCUAUUAAACGUGCUAAGCAUCCCAGUGCCCGAUCUUUAAUAAACAAAUUAAAUCCACUUUGUAAAGAGCAUAACGGUCUCAAGUGGUGGUCGGCAAAUGAUCAAAACUUGGCCGAUGAUAUUGAAAUUACAUCGUACUCAGCAAUGGCUCUGCUGGAAACUCCCGGAGAUCAUACUUCAAUCUUAAAGUGGCUGAUAGAACAACGUAAUGCUAAUGGAGGUUUUACGUCUUCUUAUGAUACUGUCGUGGGCAUGGAAGCCUUAGUGAAGUUUUCUGAUGUAUAUAAAAAUCUUAAAAAUGUAAAUUUAAAGAUUUCUUAUAGUGCCACAGAUCGGAAUGGCACUGAAGUGGCAAAGGAUGUGUUCAGAGUAAAUUCCAACACUUUGCUAGAUUUGCAUGUAAUUGAGUUACCACAAUCUACACGUCAUAUUACUUUCGAAAUGGAGGGUAAUGGUGCCUCAUUGGUGCAACUCAAUCAUCAGUAUAAUAUUUUAAAUAUGGAAGAAUUUAAACAUUUUGAUAUUCAACCUAAAACAAUAUUUAAAAAUGAUGAAGAAAUGAAUUUGGAAGUUUGUUUCACUUAUCAUGACGAUUCGAAUAUGCUAAAUGAAAUCACCACCAACAUGAUUAUAAUGGAAGCAAAUUUACCCUCCGGUUUCAAAACUAAUGCAGAGAAGGAAAUGGUUUUAAGAGAAAACAAUAUUGUCCAAAAAAUCGAUUCUAAAAAUUCAGAAUCUAAAAUUAUUUUAUAUUUAGAUAAAUUACAGUCGAAGAGUAAUCACUGUCUAGAAAUUUUUGCAGAUAGAACCAAUGAAAUAUUAAUGCCAAAACCGGCUGCAAUUAUAAUGUAUGAUUAUUAUAACUUAAGUCGUUCGAAUACAAAAUUUUAUAGUUUGUAAAUAAAGUUUGAAACGAUUUUUUUUUUUGGGUAAAUGAAACUGAAAGUAUGAAAAAUUUUACAAUGAUGGGUAUAAUAAUAUCGGACAGAUGUUCGCGGCGACCUUACAAAACAGCUGCUUAUUCUUUGAUCAACAUGUUUUAAAAGUUUUUAGCAAAAUGUCUGAAUUAUCUCGUAAUUAAUAUCACGAAUUUUAAAUUUGAAGGUUAUUAUUUAUAUGAUUGGUUCUGUAUAUAUUAAUUUCAUUUAUUGUUUAACUUGUUCUAU
Messenger RNA from Lucilia cuprina (Australian sheep blowfly), 4670 nucleotides. Its product is annotated as CD109 antigen-like. Gene Ontology annotation, molecular function: endopeptidase inhibitor activity. Gene Ontology annotation, cellular component: extracellular region. Lineage: Eukaryota; Metazoa; Arthropoda; Insecta; Diptera; Calliphoridae. The transcript has 8 exons. The record is from RefSeq and is a predicted model, not a curated record. The coding region runs from base 406 to 4404 and encodes 1332 amino acids.